Molecule: messenger RNA, 6285 nt
Organism: Linnemannia hyalina
Lineage: Eukaryota; Fungi; Mortierellomycota; Mortierellomycetes; Mortierellales; Mortierellaceae
Source: the annotation of a GenBank genome assembly
AUGAACACUGCAGUCAAAGUUGCGCUUCGUGUCCGCCCUUUGACGCUACAAGAGCAGAUCAGCAACUGUUCAGAGUGUAUAUCCUACGUCCCCAACGAGCCCCAGAUCGGCAUCGUCGGCUCAGACAAGUCCUUCACAUUCGACUAUGUCUUUGAUGAAGAGUCAAACCAACGCAAUGUCUACGAACAGUGCUCAAAGGAGCUCGUCGAGCGGUUUAUCGAAGGUGGAAAGACAUACAGCAUGGGAACAGGACUUCAAUACCAAGGCAACCCUGACCCAGCUAUUGUUCCCAGGGCCGCACAUGAAAUCUUUCAACUGCUGGAUGCCCAAAUGGAGAAAGACCCAUCGAUGGAAUACCAAGUCUAUGUAUCUUUCCUGGAAUUGUACAACGAGGAGUUGAUUGACCUCUUGCAGACACAGCCACGCACCCGCAAGGACACAAUCCAAGUUCGCGAGGAUGGCUUUGGUGGUAUCUCUUGGCAGGGCGUCAAGGAGCAACAAGUUGCUACUGCCCAUGAACUUUUGGACUGGUUGCAAAAGGGAUCACUGUGCAGGACAACAGCAGCAACAGACAUGAAUCAGACAUCCUCACGUUCGCACGCCAUCUUCUCUGUCAUCUUGAAGCAACAGCGCACAGAUGAGCCCGACCCAACGCCAGAGGGCGAGGAAGAGCACGCACCAGCCGCCGCCCCUCUUAAGACCCCUCAUGAGAAGCCUCUCAAGAAGCUCGCCUCCAAGUUCCACUUUGUCGAUCUGGCUGGUUCCGAACGACUCAAGAGAACGCGUGCAGUGGGAGACCGUGCCAAGGAGGGUAUCUCGAUCAACUCUGGAUUGUUGGCGCUUGGCAAUGUCAUCAGCGCCUUGGGAGACGAAUCUCGCAAAUCGUCUCAUGUGCCAUACCGCGAUUCAAAGCUUACUCGUCUUCUUCAGGAUUCUCUCGGAGGCAACAGCGCGACCUUGAUGCUUGCCUGUGUCUCUGGAGCCGAUGCCGAUGUGAACGAAACCAUCAGCACACUCGUCUAUGCCAACCGCGCCCGUAACAUCCGCAACCGUGUCGUCAUCAACCAGGAUUUCAGGGAUUCGACUAACUCGGAGAUCGCACAGCUGCGAGCCGAGAUCAACCGACUCAAGAUGGAGAACGGCUCCUUUAGAGUCAUGGGAUCUGGACCCGCCACUGAACUGGAUCAGCGCCGUGCUGCAGAGGAGAUGCGGUCACUUCGAGGAGAGGUCACCCGCCUUCGUGAGCGCCUGAGGGAGAGUUCUUCCGAGCUCUGUGAUGUCUUGGCUGAGCGUGAUACCCUUUUGGUCGAGCGCGAGGUGACAGGAGAUGCCGACAUCGAGGCCCACCCCAUCAUGAUGACUUACCACCACACCGUGAUGCAGCUCAAGGACCGUCUCAUUGCUGCAGAAGACCAGGCACUGGAGCUCCAAACUUUGUUGUCGCAGAAGCCUCAAUCGGUCUUUGGUCGCCGCCCCAAUGGACCUAAUCGUCAGAAGGCACCCUCACCCUUCAAGAGGAGAGUCGAGCCCAUGACGGAUGAUGACCACGAUGCCGACGGUGAGCAUGAAGACGGCCACCACCGCAAGGACUCAUCCCCUCCUCGUGGCCGCACCUCCAAGCGCAAGAGCAGACAGUCCUCCCGCGCCGUCUCUCGAUUCGAUUUUGGUGCCGCAGCCGCAGCUCUCGGUAUUGAGCCCUCCAAGCUCCCAACCAGCCCUCCAAUUCCUCAGGUUGAGCAGCUCUUGUCCUCUGGUGGAGCUUCGAAUUGGUUCCAGAGUCUCAAGACCACCGAGAACCAGCCCCUGUCGGCCCACCUCGACUACUCUUCGGCUUCUUCGUCGCUCCCUCCUCUGCCUAACGAUUCGGACUCUUCCCACAGCUUCUCUCGCCGUCGCCGCGCUGGCCGCCACGGAUCCGGUGGUGUUGCCGAGACUUUGGACAAGGCCAAGGAAGAUAUCCGUCGUGGUUUGUUGUUGCUCAAAGCCGAGAAGAACGGUAUGGGUAUGGACAUGGAUCUCCUCAACAUGUUGGAUCCCACUGCCCCCAUGCAGCUCCGCCCCAGCCCUGCCUCGAGCCGUCGUCGCGGCUCGGCGACCUCGUCCUUGUCCUCAGGAUCUAACCGAUCUCGCUUCCAGUCCACCAUGCCUACCUUGGAGGAUGUCAUUGGUGUCCGCAGCCCCAUGUCGCCCAUGCGCCAGUCCUUCCCCUUCCCUCCUCCCUCAGUUGCCUCGGGUACCUCGUGGAAGGAGUCGACCAGUCCCCAGGACCAGAAGGUCUUUUUCGAGGCCGAGCAAAAGGCGGCCGAGACUUUGGCCAAUGCCAUGAAGGCCAUGAACCGCUUCAGCUUCCCUCUCUCUGCCUCGGAUGCUUUGCAUAUGAACCAGCAGCAGCAACAGAACCGCCUUGCCGCUGCCAUUCAGCAACAGAAGGCUGCCGCCGUCGCUCUCCCCGAUUCCGAUGCUGGUUCUUCUUUCGAUUCAAGCUCUAUCCAUGGUGGCUCUUUCCAUGGUGGCUCUCACCGUGCUAGCUCUCACCGUACUGGCUCCAACCGUCCUGAUUCCCACUCGUUGCAAUCCCUGCAUUCUCUUGCUCUUAGCUUGACCAACCCCGAUACCAGCAAGGCCAUCAUUGGCCCUUUUGCUGCCGCCGCCGCUGCUGGUUCAGUUGCUGCUGGUUCAUCUGGUUCCGGUGGUUCUCAGUCUGGUGGUUCUCAUUCGCUCGAGUCCCUUCAGUCUCUUGCUCGCAGCUUGACCAACCCUGACGCCAACAAGGCCAUUGCCGGUCCAUUCGCCGCUGCUGCCGCUGCCGGUUCAGCUGCUGCUUCUGGCUCGGUCAUUACUGUCCCUCUUCCUACACCUGUUGUUCAAGUUGUUCAAGCUCCUUCUGUUGCCGCUGCUCCUGCGGCCGAUAAGCCCAACUAUGACAUGAUGUUGAACGAGGUCCAGAGUGGAAUCGCCAUCAAGGAGGAGCUUGUCCACCAGUUGGAGAAGGCCGAGGCCGAAUACCACCAUAUGCGCGAUCAGUAUGAGGAAGAGAUCCGGGCUAUGGAGGAUAGGAUCCGUGAUGCUGAACAUGAUCGCGAGCGCGAGAAGCAAAUUCCUGGCUCGGUUAAGGUCAAGUACGAGACCAAGAUCAAGCAGCUUAUGGCCGAGCUCUCGGACUUGCAACACAAGUACUCUGAGGUCUCCAAGGUCGCAAACGAGAAGCGCACCCUGGCCGAGAACCAAUUGCGCACCCUCCGUGUCGCAGUCGAGACACUCAAGGCCGAGAAGGUGAGGAUGGUCAAGCGGAUGAAGGAGGACGCUGAGCGCAUCAAGGAGAUGAACGCCGCCAAUGAUCGCGAGAUCCAGGCUUUGCGUCGGUCCGAGAAGGCUGCCCUCGAGGCUCGCAAGAAGGCCGAGCGCGAGAUGGAGCAGCAUCAACAGCGCGCCACUGCUAUGCUUCACCGCAACAGCAACGCGAACGCCACCAACGGUGCCAGCACCCAGCAGGCCAAGGUCAUUGGGUUCUUGAAGAAGCCCCAGACCCCCAAGGGUAUCACCAAGACUGCUGCCAAGCGCCCUACUCGUCUUAACGGCCCCUCUGACAGAAAGGAUGCUCAGGCUUCGGCCAUCCCUGCUCCUACCAAGGCUGGUGCCAAGGGACCCGGCUCGAUCCGCUCCAAGGUUGCUCAGAAGAAGCAGGUCAUUGACCGUGCCAUCUACGGCUACAUCUCUGGCCAGCAUGCCAUCAAUGUCAUGGAGGACAUGCUCAAGAAGCGCGAGCGUCUGAAGAACGAGAAGCAGGAGCUCGAGGCUGAGAGACUGAGGGUUGUUCAGGCCCAAGAGGAGAGCGCCAUUGCUAACGGCAGUCUCCUGCUUGACUUUGCCAGCGAACCCCAGUACAUGGAUGACCGUAUCACCAUGAUUGAUGCCGAGGUUGCCUACAUCAACGCCCGCAUCCGUGCCCUCCAGGCCGAAGCAGCUGCUCUCGGCUUUGUUACCGCCAUCGAGAAGAACCACCAAUACAGCGAUGAGGAGACUGGUCUGGACGGUACGCGCGACGAGGAGGAGUUGAUGACCAAGUUGAUCCGCCAGGGUAUGGCCGAGGAUGCCAUGGGUCUCCCUCCAGGUUCAGGCGCUAGUGUUGCCUUUGAGUCGUCGGUUACGAUCCUGCGUUCGAUGGAUCUGGGUGAGUCGCGCGAGUUCCUCGAGAUGUUGUUCGAAGACAUGGUCACCGUCCGUGGUCACGAGAACGGUCUUCAGGUCCAGGUCUCCAACCAAGAGAAGGUUAUCGAGGAGCUCAAGCGUGCUCUUCAGGCCAUGCGCCAGGCUGCCGUCGGAGCCACCCUUGGCUACGAGAAGCGCUGCGAUGGCUUGGAGCAGAAGUUGCGCCUCCUCGGCGGAUCUUCUGAUCACCUUAACGGCGCCGGCAACGGUCGUCGUGCUAUUGGUGAUGGUUCGUCGGAGGAUGACGAGUACGAUGCCGAGGUUGCCCGCCUUAACCGCGCCGCCUACCAACAGCAGCACGGUGAGUCUGAGGAGGAGGAGACGAUGAAGUCGCCUAUCCUGAACCGUCAGCAGUCCAAGGACUCGCUCUGGACCCCUGUUCCUGAAGCAGCCCACCCCCGAUCUGGCUCCGCUGCCGCCGAGGCCAUGGAUGUCAAGGCCAAGCGUGCGUCGACCAUUUUCGAUCAGCUCUACGAGGAUGCGAUCAAGACUUCGGAUGAGGCUUCACCCAAGGUUGGUGGCACAGGAGGCGAGUUCUCUCGCAUCUUGAUGGCUAACAACGAGCAGCGUCGCGUCUCCUGGGCCGGUGUUCCUGCCUCGCUGGGUCUUGGCAACCAGAGUUCGUCGCCUGCUCAAGAGUCCAGCAGCACCAACAACAACAACCCGCAUCAUCAGUUGCCUCCUAUGCCACCAUCGCGUCCUGGCCUUGCCCGCUCCAGUAGCACUAGUGCAGUGAACACUCGCGGCAACGCUCAUGGCAACGAGUCUGCCCAUCAGCGCAACACUUCGAUGUAUGGACACCGCAGAGCUGGAAGCACCAGUGGAGGAAGUGCUCAGGCUAUUGCCAUUAAUAACGGCAGUGGAUUGCACCGCAACGCCAGCAUGUCCCGUCUGUCGAACUCUGCGCCCAACCACGGCAACGAUGCUCACUUCUACCAACAGCAGCUUGCUCAACAGGGCCAGCAUCUCCAACAGAAGGGCAUCUAUGCCUCGACCGCCUCGAGCCGUCAACAUGCCGAGACCCUCGCUGCCCGUCGCAGCUCUACCCCGAUCUCCAGCCCUGCGAUCGGACCCAAGUCGACGGCCCGUCCUCGCCUCAGCUCAGGAUACGGCGCCAACAAUGCUGAUGCGCCUCUGCCUUCGCCCAUGCAGAAUCCUCGUCGUGGCGGUACUCCCCUGACCAUCCAAACCGGUUUCCCCAACGGCCAUCCUCCUCAGCAUACCUUGCGCCAUGCCAAGAGUCAUCAGCAACCCUUGAACAGUCAACGUCAGAACUAUGACAGCCGUCGUGCCAGCACACCCAGCCCCAGCCCUGGAAAGCGUCUCUCUCGAUCUGAUUCUGAUGGCGUUGCUCUGGCGAGCCAGGGUAACCACAUUCGCAGUCAUACUACCAACGCCGGUAACGGCCGUCCUUUGAGCCGCAUGGGUGCUGCCAACAUGAUGACCACCACCGCGACCGCGACUAACCUGGUCCACGGAAUGGCCUCCCCUGGCUUAAACGCUUUCAACAACACUUCAGCUGGUGCAGACGGUCAUUCCGGGUUCAAUGGCCAUCAUGGACAGCAUGAGGUUUACAAUACCCACCACCACAAUGGCAGUGCCUCACGUCGAAUCAGCGGAUCUUGGGACGAUAACCAGAACGUCUAUGAGCGCCUGGCCUCAGUCCACACACAGGCCAGUCAGGCCCGUCUGUUGGCAACCCGCAACGCCAUCUAUACAUCCGGUCCUGCGGGCGGGAGUAUGAUGAGCACUGGGAACAUGUCCAGUAUUGGAUUCCACCAGAUCCAGCAAGCCGGUGGACGUUCAACACCUCAGAUGAGGAUGAACCACCGCCCCUCGAUCGACGGCAUGAUGUCAAUGGCCGCUGUUGCUGCUGCCGCCGCCGCCCAUGCCAAUGGGGAAGGAGCUGACUCGGGCUCGUCUUCGUCGGUCACCAGUGCUUCUACCACGACCUCGACCCUCACCACUGCAACCAACUCGCCUACCCAUCACGAGUCGUCUGGUAGCAAUGGACAUGAGGGAGAGAGCAGUUUGAGCCAAGUAUUGGCCAAGGCCGAAGUUGGCACUGUAUUUUAA